GCAUAGAGAAGUUAUAAUAAAAUACUGAGAUACAAUCGUAAGUAAAAUAAAUGUGUGUGAACAAGCAAAUAUUCAAUGAAAAUGAAUAAAAAGUUAACUGCUGAAGCACGUGAGAGCCAACAACUCUCACUCACUAUCAAAGGCGGCAGGUUUUCAGAAGCACAGUACUAUUCUGACCGUCGCCAAGUUAUAAGCAGUAACAGAUCUAGACAUAGCGCGCUAGUAAUUACAAAUUGAGUCAACUUCAGUCAGAAUGGGGACAGGUGCCAAAAACUACCAGCCACCGGAAUGGAUCAAUGCUGAAUUCUUGCAAGAUGUGUUGAAGGAAUAUUUCAAAGACGACACCAUAGAAGUGCAGGAGAUAGUGGUGAAAGACGCGCUGCUGACAGGUGAUAAUGGCAGUGGCUUUGCGAGCGAAAUGCAUCGUGUGACUUUUAAUUUGACGCGGAAAGACGGUACCGGUCGCUUCUCGGUCAUAAUCAAAGAUCAUCCAAAAGGCUAUACUGGUGUUGUUGCGCACAAAAGUAAAUUAUUUAAACGCGAAAUUCUGGCCUAUAAAGAAAUUCUGCCACGCGUGGAGGAGUUGCUGGCCUCCAUUGGUGACAAAACGAAAAUUGCGCCUGCAUGCUAUUAUACCACCGAAACGCCUGAGCCCUUCCUUGUGCUGGAGGAUAUGCAACUAACGGGUUAUGAAAACUUUGAAAGAUGCCGCUUGCUUAAUCUAGACUAUACUUUGCCGACCAUAGAAAGGCUGGCAAAGUUACACGCCUGUUCAGCGGUCAUUGCGAAAGAGACACCGGAAAUCUUCGAAUUUUUUAAAGAAGCCCCCAUUUCCAGGAAUCCAGACCGCAAGGACUUUCUUUCAUUCUUUCCUGUAAAUAUAAGAUGUAUUGCUGAGGAAUUGACACACUGGAAGGGUUAUGAAGAGAUCACAGAGAAAAUGUUCAAAUUGGCUGAAAAUGUGCUUCAAAAUGCCCUUAAAAUGUACGAGUCACAUGAUCAGGGUUUCCAAGUUUUCAACUUGGCUGAUUUGUGGAUUGACAACUUAAUGUUCCAUAUAAAUAAUGACACAAAGGAACCCGAUGAUGUGGUCAUGUUAGACUUCCAAUUAUCUUACUACGGCUCACCGGCGGUGGAUUUGAAUUACUUCCUUUUUGGUUCAUUAAAUGAGAAUGUGCGGAAAGUACAUUUUAAAUUCAUCGUGCGCGAAUACCAUCGCAUAUUGAAAGAAACAUUAGAAAAGCUUCAUUAUGACGGUUAUAUACCAACGUUGAAGGACAUAAAUAUAGAGCUUAUUAAGAAUAGCCUUCAAGGUGUCAUCGCUGCCACAUGCCUCACACCACUUAUUUUCAUGGAAUCCACAGGAGAUGAAAAAUUGGAGAAUCUUACCUCACGAACGGAAGAAGGCGAUGAAAUGAGACGACAAAAUGUUGAAAAUCCCAAAUAUCGGGCAUUUCUGCAGCGCACUGUCAAGGAGUUCGAGUUGUGCGGUUUUUUGGACAAUUGAAAAUUAUAUAUCCAUA
This is a messenger RNA of Bactrocera dorsalis (oriental fruit fly), 1523 nucleotides long. RefSeq lists its product as uncharacterized. The record is from RefSeq and is a predicted model, not a curated record. The transcript is spliced from 5 exons. Bases 254 to 1507 code for a protein of 417 amino acids. Lineage: Eukaryota; Metazoa; Arthropoda; Insecta; Diptera; Tephritidae.